Talaromyces rugulosus is the source of this 939-nucleotide messenger RNA. RefSeq lists its product as uncharacterized. The coding region runs from base 1 to 939 and encodes 312 amino acids. The record is from RefSeq and is a predicted model, not a curated record. Lineage: Eukaryota; Fungi; Ascomycota; Eurotiomycetes; Eurotiales; Trichocomaceae. The transcript has 3 exons.
AUGGCCACCCCCGUUAAGCUACCUCUGACGGUGCGCAAGAGCAUCCGUGAUGAAUUUGAACCUGCCAAGGCCAAAUGCGAAGAGAAAAUAUCGUCGACUCUAGGCGAGCUAUGGAAGAUCGAUUUUGAUAUCGCUUUGGUAUGGGGCUACGCCAACGAAGCCCCACCCAGUAAUACCUAUCCUAGAGAAAGCACAGGAAAUAUGCUUGCCGAAUAUGCCAACAGCGCUGCUAGCGGCAUCUCAAAUUUCGCAGACAAAUUUGGAAGCGAUGGAAUCGCCGAACUGAAUAAACUGGCGCCAAGUCGCUCGAUUGUUCUUGAAUCGUACACCACACGAGUCGAUGGUACUUGCUCAUGCGAAAUCGCCAACGAGAAGCUCAAAAUUAUCUUUUCUCCAGGGGAUAUCGGGGUAAAUAUCGACGACGCUUUGUCGAAACUAUCCGAGGCAGUAAAUACCGCCAGUAAAAACUCGGAUUCGGUCAAUCUUCCAUUCGAUACUAGAAAGGAUAUCAAGGAAAACUACGAGUCUCGUGUCCCUGGAAUCGAGAGCCGUCUUGCGCAAAUCAUUGGGGUGGAUAAGGUUGGCAUUGUUGUCGAUUUCCACGCGAUUUAUGCCACGCUACUUGCGUACUACGAAAAGGACGAACAAUACUCGCUCCAAGGGUUUGAAAACGCCUUGGGGUCUCGCACUAUUGAGUAUCUGGAAAGUCUCCCGUCUGCCCUGGAAAGGGAUGGCUUUGACAAGGAUGAAAUGCUCCAGGAGGCAUUGCAAGAAGCUAUUUCGACGAGGACGGUAGCGGUUCGUCUGGUUGAAAAACUAGAAAGGAAUACGUAUAACGAAACUGUCAUUCAGGAUGGCAAGUUGUACCUUCAAACAGUCCCGAAGAACUGGGGCGUCAAUACCGACCAGAUUGCUAAUGGCAUCGUUGACCUCUUGUGA